AUGUCGGAUUCACUAACGUUGAAGUCUCAGAACUUGCUUACGCGAGUGGUGGCCCAAGAGCGUGAGAAUGCUCUCCUCCACGCAGACCUCAAACAACAGAAGGAACUCGCUGAGCAGACGGAAGCGGCAGAGCGGACUGCACUGGCAGAAGUAGAGAAAUCCGUAGAGAAGAUAAUACUUCUCUGUUUAUCGUGUGCCUCUCAUCUUGAGGAUAAAGUGGAGUUAAUAGAUGCGAUCGAGUCUGAACUGAAGGGAAACUCUGAAAAAGAGGCGGCCGCGGCUCGUUCCUUUGAGUUGUAUGAACAACACACCCGUACUGUAGACCUCGCACGCCGUUUUCAGAAUGCGGAGAAGGUGAGAGAAUUAGGAUGUAAAGAUGAGGAAGAAUAUGAACGGCUUGAGCGAAUGUCAGCGAUGGCAGCAGAGAAGGAAGAGGCGGAAAUCGCCAGACGGGAAAACUUGGAACUCAUGCAAUUAGAGCAGGAGUGUAUAGAGCUGGAGCGCCGUACGGAGUUGGUGUCUCUUCAAUAUGCCCGAGAUCUUUUUAACGUACAGGUAUAG
Messenger RNA from Trypanosoma theileri, 561 nucleotides. RefSeq lists its product as uncharacterized. The record is from RefSeq and is a predicted model, not a curated record. Bases 1 to 561 code for a protein of 186 amino acids. NCBI's taxonomy places the organism in Eukaryota, Euglenozoa, Kinetoplastea, Trypanosomatida, Trypanosomatidae. The transcript has a single exon.